UGUUCUGUAAGUUUCAUGCUGAUUUCACUAGGUUUAGCAGCCCUUACCCAAACGUAUAAUGUUCACCUUGAUCUGCAGGUUCGCAUGGAUGCGGAUGGGCAGUUGUGUGAGUUGCUCAUCAAUUUGGGCCUGGCAAGAGCUGGAGAUGUGUGGCAGGUACUCGGGGGGGGCAUCAGUCGGCCCAACACAAAAGAAGUAACUGACAACAUGCAGAACGACGCUGGAGAAUACGUGGACCUCUAUGUUCCCAGGAAGUGCUCUGCCUCCAACCGGAUCAUCCAUGCCAAGGACCAUGCCUCCAUCCAGAUCAACAUUGCUGAGGUGGAUGAGAGCACUGGCAGGAUGACUGGCCAGUACAAGACUUAUGCCAUCUGUGGGGAUAUUAGGAAGAUGGGGGAGUCUGAUGAUUGCCUUGCUCGUCUGGCCAAGAAAGAUUUGAUCCUCCCCAAGAAUUACUAAAUAAAAAAUCCUGUUA
This is a messenger RNA of Scylla paramamosain (green mud crab), 475 nucleotides long. It is a transcript of the gene RpS21, whose product is annotated as small ribosomal subunit protein eS21-like. The coding region runs from base 16 to 459 and encodes 147 amino acids. Gene Ontology annotation, cellular component: ribosome; cytosolic small ribosomal subunit. Gene Ontology annotation, molecular function: structural constituent of ribosome. The record is from RefSeq and is a predicted model, not a curated record. Lineage: Eukaryota; Metazoa; Arthropoda; Malacostraca; Decapoda; Portunidae. Gene Ontology annotation, biological process: endonucleolytic cleavage in ITS1 to separate SSU-rRNA from 5.8S rRNA and LSU-rRNA from tricistronic rRNA transcript (SSU-rRNA, 5.8S rRNA, LSU-rRNA); translation; endonucleolytic cleavage to generate mature 3'-end of SSU-rRNA from (SSU-rRNA, 5.8S rRNA, LSU-rRNA). The transcript is spliced from 6 exons.